AUGGGACCUGCUGACAGCUUUUCUCCAUUUCAUACAGAAAAGAGAACUAUUCCUGCUAACACCUCUCAUUCUAGCGAAUACUUGACAAUGAAGGGCAAGUGUGAUGUACAGUUUUCCUCUGAGCUGUCUGAGGAGGAAGACAAUAUGUAUGAGACUGUAAAUUCUUCAGUGCUGGAGGCCAUGCAUUCUUUGAGAAUCCUUCCUGCCAAACCUCUACAAGAAUCUGAAUAUGCAGACACACGUUGCUUAAGGCCUUCAGGUACCACUUCCCCAAUGAGUGAGAACCCAUCUCAGCCUCUUCAAUACUCAGCCGUUCACACAUUUGAUCCAGAGGGGAGAACAGUGCCAAAUGUAAGAGGAGGAAGAAUGAAAGUACAUGGAUACCAGGAGCCCACACCUCCCCCACGGCCUCUGAAGAUGCUGCCAAAGCAGUAUCAGCUCCUUCCUCCAGAGCCAAGGAUAAGCAGCCAGGUCCUUCACAAGAGGAACACGCUCAGCCGAGAUCCCACCGAGAUACCAGCAAAUGUCACAAGACAUUCAUCUGUUAAGGAAUCAAAUCAAGUAUCUGGAAGAGAGCAAGUUACAAGUUUGAGGAAGAAACCUGAAGUACCUUUUCAAGCACAACAGCAUCCUCCUGAAGCCAGCCCUCAGUGUAGAUGGAGAUCUAAAAACUUUUGCAGAUCAGGUUCCACAUUAAGUAUAGAUAACUUGACAGUGAAGAAGCCACCACCUCCUACAUCAUAUGCAACAUGCAAAAAUAAAUCAAAACAUUUGCUUGUAGAACAGGAAAUGCAAUCUCUUACCAAACCCACUGAAAAGGAUUUAAACAAAUGUGAGUGGUAUGUUGGAGAAUAUGAUCGCCAUAAAGCAGAGAAGAUACUGUUACAGAAAAACACUGAUGAGACAUUCUUGGUUAGAGAUUGUUCAAAGAAAUCAAAGGCUGAACCAUACGUUUUGGUUGUUUAUUAUGGAAGAAGAGUAUACAACAUUAAAGUACGAUUCCUGGAAGAAAGCCAACAAUACGCGUUGGGAACAGGGCUCAGAGGAGAGUGUAAAUUUAAUUCAGUGGAAGAGAUCAUUGACUUCUACAAAUCCGUUCCCAUAACGCUCAUUGAUGGAAAGGAUCAGUCAGGAAACCACAGAGAACAAUGCUACCUCACACAUCCAUUCAAGUCAUGCUGA
Messenger RNA from Lonchura striata (white-rumped munia), 1182 nucleotides. It is a transcript of the gene CLNK, whose product is annotated as cytokine dependent hematopoietic cell linker. The record is from RefSeq and is a predicted model, not a curated record. Gene Ontology annotation, biological process: intracellular signal transduction; cell surface receptor protein tyrosine kinase signaling pathway. Lineage: Eukaryota; Metazoa; Chordata; Aves; Passeriformes; Estrildidae.